UCGUGUUUCUUUUCUCUUUUAGUCGUCUGAAGUACGGUGGCGUUCUACGCCCACAACAUCCUAAUGAGAAAUACCUACGAAGACAAGUACUUUUGUCCUGAUUGUCGCACAGACCAACUGAAUCAUACGACGUCUACAACACUUCAGUUAUCAUGUCAUUGUUGAAGGGACAUGCUGAAGUGGACAUGGAUCAGGUCACCUUCCAGAGUAACACAGUGCUGUCAGAUGUUCACCUGUUACUUCCCAAUGCUUGUCAUCUCAUGAGCCGUCUCAAUGGCGUAGGGCAGCCAGUCUUUACCUCAAGGUUCAGGAUCUUACGAGAGUGUGAGGAGGAGGAGGAGGCGUGUGACGGUGGAUCUCCUGCUGCGGGGAGCCCAGCCGUGCCUGACCUCCUUCUCGAUGAAGAUGGAGAUCUGGACGUGGCGAGGAGACCCCGUGACCCAGAUCCCAAACGGAUCAGAGCGCACCCCUUAAUCCUCAGCCAGGCCACAGGGACGCACACCGACAGAGAUGAAGAAGAGGAAGAGGAAGAGCGUGUCCAAGACGUCAUCAAGAUUGAACACACCAUGGCUACACCUCUGGAGGACGUUGGUAAACAGGUCUGGCGUGGUGCUUUCCUAUUGGCUGAUUUCAUCCUCUCUCAGCCAGCCAUGUUUAAGGGAGCCACUGUGCUCGAGCUCGGAGCAGGCACUGGACUGACUAGCAUCGUCAUGGCAACAGUGGCCAAAACGGUGUACUGCACAGAUGUGGGUGAAGACCUUCUGAGCAUGUGCCAGAGAAAUGUGAAUUUAAACAAACACCUGCUGGAGCCCACAGGGGGUCAUGUAAAAGUCUGCCUGCUGGAUUGGAUGACUGACGACCUGUGCACAGACCCUGAACUGGACUUCUGUUGGACUGAGGAGGACGUGGCCAACCUUUAUGACAACACCACUUACAUCAUCGCUGCUGACGUGUGCUAUGAUGAUGACCUCACUGAUGCCUUGUUCAGAACCCUGUACAGAAUAACCAGUAACCUUCGCAACCCCUGCACACUUUACUUCUCCAUAGAAAAAAGGCUUAAUUUCACCCUGCGGCACAUGGACGUGUCAUGUGAGGCCUAUGACCAUUUUCGCCACUGUCUGGAUGAACUCCAAAGUAUGGCAGAUGGAAAGAUGAAGUUUACUGUCGAGUCAGUGGAGAGCUCUUUCCCCCAGUUUUUUCAGUAUGAGAGAGUGGAACAGUUGGAACUUUGGAAGGUGACAAGCUCGACCUCGUAAUCAUUAUCAACAACACAGCUAUCCCCAUAGGAUCACGGGCUCAAAAGCCUCCGUUCUGAAGGG
Messenger RNA from Chanos chanos (milkfish), 1319 nucleotides. It is a transcript of the gene mettl22, whose product is annotated as methyltransferase 22, Kin17 lysine. Gene Ontology annotation, molecular function: protein methyltransferase activity. Gene Ontology annotation, cellular component: nucleus. The transcript is spliced from 12 exons. The record is from RefSeq and is a predicted model, not a curated record. NCBI's taxonomy places the organism in Eukaryota, Metazoa, Chordata, Actinopteri, Gonorynchiformes, Chanidae. The coding region runs from base 153 to 1256 and encodes 367 amino acids. Gene Ontology annotation, biological process: protein methylation.